GCGGCUGGCGCUGAGCGGCUGUUGGCUCUUGCAGGGGUCACGCGUGCGCCAAGAUGCAGAUCUUCGUGAAAACUCUGACGGGCAAAACCAUCACCUUGGAGGUGGAGCCCAGCGACACCAUCGAGAAUGUCAAGGCCAAGAUCCAGGACAAGGAGGGAAUCCCUCCUGACCAACAGCGUCUGAUCUUUGCUGGGAAGCAGCUGGAGGAUGGGCGUACCCUCUCGGACUACAACAUCCAAAAAGAAUCCACUCUGCACUUGGUGCUGCGUUUGCGUGGAGGCAUCAUUGAGCCUUCCCUUCGCCAGCUUGCACAGAAGUACAACUGUGACAAAAUGAUCUGCCGCAAGUGCUACGCCCGCCUGCACCCUCGUGCUGUUAACUGCCGUAAGAAAAAGUGUGGCCACACCAAUAAUCUGCGUCCCAAGAAGAAGGUCAAGUAGAGGGAGCUACCUGUCUUCAGCCCGCAUGGCUGUGCUCUGUUGAAUUCAAGUUGGGUAGUCAGUCUGCUGCAAUGUAGCUUGGUCCUGUGUGAAGCAGGGGUGUGUUGAAUAAAUCUACUUCCAGUGCUCA
Gopherus flavomarginatus (Mexican gopher tortoise) is the source of this 570-nucleotide messenger RNA. It is a transcript of the gene UBA52, whose product is annotated as ubiquitin A-52 residue ribosomal protein fusion product 1. Gene Ontology annotation, cellular component: cytoplasm; ribosome; nucleus. Gene Ontology annotation, molecular function: structural constituent of ribosome; protein tag activity; ubiquitin protein ligase binding. The record is from RefSeq and is a predicted model, not a curated record. Bases 54 to 440 code for a protein of 128 amino acids. NCBI's taxonomy places the organism in Eukaryota, Metazoa, Chordata, Testudines, Testudinidae. Gene Ontology annotation, biological process: translation; modification-dependent protein catabolic process; protein ubiquitination. The transcript has 4 exons.